This is a messenger RNA of Gossypium raimondii (Peruvian cotton), 1293 nucleotides long. Its product is annotated as GDSL esterase/lipase At5g03610. Lineage: Eukaryota; Viridiplantae; Streptophyta; Magnoliopsida; Malvales; Malvaceae. The record is from RefSeq and is a predicted model, not a curated record. Gene Ontology annotation, molecular function: hydrolase activity, acting on ester bonds. The coding region runs from base 97 to 1170 and encodes 357 amino acids. The transcript is spliced from 5 exons.
UUGGUGACCCCCCCAAAACACAGAACUAUUGAGAUUAUCACUUUCUCAUUUAUCUCUCAAAAAAUUUUCCUUCCUUUUACGUAAGUUUUCUUUUCCAUGGACACCCAAAGCUUUCUCUUCUCAGUAUUUUGUUUCUUAUUCUAUUUUCUAUCAGGUGAACCACAAGUUGUUGAAGGUACGAGGUUGUCGUGGACAUCAUCACCUUUUGGUUUCAAACCAAAGAUGUUGUUUGCGUUUGGAGAUUCUUAUGCUGAUACAGGGAACACUAAGAUAGCAGUGACAAGAUCUUGGCAUUUCCCUUACGGAAUUACAUUUCCUGGAAAACCUUCUGGUCGUUUCUCUGAUGGGUUUGUGUCCACUGAUUUUGUUGCGGGGUUCUUGGGAAUGAAGACACCAAUACCAUACAGAUGGAGGAAAGAACUAAGUGGUCGAGUGAAAUAUGGGUUGAACUUUGCGUAUGGAGGAACAGGUGUUUUCGACACGUUGGUUGCGGAACCAAAUAUGACCACCCAAAUCGAUUUCCUACAACAACUAAUCAAUGAUUCGGUCUAUACUAAAAGGGUUCUGAGAACUUCAGUGGCACUUGUCAGUCUUGCAGGCAAUGACUACAGCUAUUACCUUGAAACCAAUGGCUCUGCCGCGGCUUUCCCAGGCUUCAUCCAAAGUGUAGUGAACCAACUUAUGGUGAACAUGAAACGCAUCCAUGACUUAGGAGUGAGGAAAAUAGGUGUGAUGUCACUGAUAUCAUUGGGUUGUACCCCUCAAAACACCGCCGGAUCCUCCUUUCAACGCUGCAAUGAAACUGAGAACGACCUUGUUAUGCUCCAUAACAAUUUAUUGCUUCAAGCUGUCGACACUUUGAACCAACAAACCAAUAGCACCCUGUUCUUUAUCAUUGAUCUUCAUAAUGCCUUUUUAACCGUUUUCAAUGGGACUGAAACUCAUCAAGGAAGUCCAACAUUUGAGAACCCAUUUGAGCCAUGUUGUUUUGGAGUGACUGAAGGGUUUUUUUGUGGAAGUGUGGAUGAAAAUGGGGGAAAAAAGUACACACUUUGCUCAAACCCUAAAACCAAAUUAUUUUGGGAUGGAAAUCACCCUACAUCUGAAGGAUGGCGAGCUAUUUAUUCAACGCCUGCAUUCCAAAACACUCUCAAGCAAUUUAUUGACUGACUUUGAGACUUUACAAUGUUUAUGAUCUCCUUGUCCAUUCAAUUUUAUGGAAGUUCUUCACCACUGUUAUACCCUUUUUGUUGGGUUCUUUAAUGGAAAAAUAGGCAUUGUUUGGGAGGUUAA